AUUUGUCAAAAAUAAUUUGCGAAACAAAAACAAACGCCAUUACGACGGCAGAAAAUUUUUGCCGGAAAAGUGAUGUUUUUGCAAUCGACGGUACGGAAAUGUUGUUUCAAACGGUGGCCAAAACGGUGAAUAAAGUGCGUGAAAUGUUUUUCAAUUGAAAAUUGCAAGUGUCCGCUGACUAGUUGGAUAAUAAAAUUUUGCAUCUGCCAAAUGGAGAAGAGAUUCGUUUCUCUGUUGAAGUGGUUUAAUGGGUUGACUGAAGAGGUUCACAAAAUCAUGAUGGGAAAGCGGCCCAGUGUAAUGUUGAAUGGUCAGAAUAUAUUAUGGUGUAAACUCAACGUCGGGAGAUGGUUGGAUGGACCCAAUAAAACAGUUAAAGUGAGAAAUCUACAUACCAUGCUUGAUCAACAACCGUCCGCUCCACCCCUGGAUCAAGUUGGCAACUACGACAUCUACUCCCAGCUGCAGAUGGUUGCCGAUAACUACACAAACUUUGUCCCACCAGCGGUUCAGCUGGAGGACUCCCAAGCUGUGAUGGGCUUUACAUUCCCACUGGCCUCCGAGAACGAUAUCGAUCGGUUGGAGAUGGCCGUGCAACAGAGCAGCCUAAUACGGGGGCAAUAUGUGCAAUUUCUUAACUUGGCAAAGCCAAUCCAGAUGACUAUCGUUCAGUCGUUUAAUAAGUUUUUCUCGGACCAUUCGAUGACCAAUUUCAGCUACUAUGGUGUCGAACGUGCCGAGUAUCCUAAGACCCCGAAAAAGUCCAUGAAAAAGUACAACGUUUUCACGGUCUGCAUGUUAGAAGCGUGGCAAUCUCACGGGAUAACCAGUAUUAGCCUAGUAGAACAGUUGAAAAAGGCAAUUUAUCACAUUAGUCGGCGACGUUAUACUCGAAAUCAGGUGCUCAAGAAGAAGAUGCGACUUCUAGAAGGGAUUUGAUCCGUUUUAUUGCAGCAUUAUUUCCAUUUUAGAAAUAAAACCCUAUUUUUGUAAACUGUGUUGUUUUUGAACAGUUUAAAGAAAAACUUUUGUGCACUAAAUGAAAGUACCUAAUCUUUGCUUUGUAAUCUGCCCAUAGCAUCACUUAUCCAUGACUCGUCUCAAACACAUCGAAUCUCGUCGAGUCGGAUGAACAACCCCGUGAAAACAUAUGGCCUACAGCGAGGGAAAGGUUUCUCUGCGGUUCCGUGGAGCGUCGAAGGAUUUCAAUUUCCCUUGCAUAAUGAGCACGAAAUCGAGAGGUUAGAAGAGGCUAUUGUCAAUGACGCGAUUCGUGAACAGUAUAUACGAUACCUUUCGGCAAAAAAGCUUCCUAAGGUGGAUCUCGUUGAAGGUUUCUCCCAAUUCUUCGCAGAUACGGCCAUGACCAACUUCAACUGGAACGGAAUUGCGAACCAUCGCUUCCCAAAGAAGGCCAUGCGGUCCUACAGUAUUUUUACCAGCUGUAUGUUGGAGGCUUGGAGCGGCGAAGGCCUUACAGAGGAAUUGCUUCAGCUAAAACUGAAACGAACCGUGGAGAAAAUCAACAAUCGACGCAACGUGCAACACUCGAAACGUCGUCGAAAGGCAAGACUGUUAAAUGCGGAAAUAAAAAAUGCUCAACAUUA
This is a messenger RNA of Armigeres subalbatus, 1607 nucleotides long. RefSeq lists its product as uncharacterized. The transcript has 6 exons. NCBI's taxonomy places the organism in Eukaryota, Metazoa, Arthropoda, Insecta, Diptera, Culicidae. Bases 211 to 939 code for a protein of 242 amino acids. The record is from RefSeq and is a predicted model, not a curated record.